AUGGCCUUAGUGACUAAUGUUCAGUUCGGGCACUACCACCCUCCUAAUACUCUCGGAGUCCAGGAGAGGAAUCCCCGCAUCUCGUGGAGUUUCAAGAAUACUCCCAGACAUUUUCGACAAGAGGGUUACGCAAUUGAGAUACUCGACUCUGAGCACACUGUCCUCUCAACUGCUAAACGAACUUCGCAGCAGUCUUACUUAGUCCCAUGGCCGUCUGACCAACCCCUAAAAUCGCGCCAGAAAAUUUCUCUUCGAGUCAAGGUGUGGGAUGGAGAGGGUUAUAUCUCCCCAUGGAGUGAAGAGGCCUAUCUCGAGACGGGCCUCCUGGAGCGAAGCGAUUGGCAGUGUGAGCGUAUUGCUGCCCCCUGGGGACUUGAAACCACCGGUCCCGCCCCGGAAGAUUUGUACAGAAAAGAAUUCUCCCUCACUGGACCUGUCCGCCAAUCCCGCCUGUAUGUUACUGCGCAGGGUGUUUAUGAGGCGGAGAUUAAUGGUCAGCGAGUGGGUGACUACUUCAUGGCUCCUGGCUGGACUACCUACGACGGACGAUUGCAAUAUCAGACCUACGAUGUCACAUCUAUGCUUUCAGCCGAUACAAAUUGUAUCGGGGUUCGCGUCGCAGAGGGCUGGUUUUGUGGCCGUAUUGGAUUCGAAGGGGGACAUCGCAACAUUUGGGGCCCUCACACGGCGCUGAUGGCCCAACUUGAGGUCACUUACACCGAUGGAAGCGUUGAUACUAUCUCGUCCGACCGCUCAUGGGUUGUCACGACGGGACCUAUUCGACUGGCCGAAAUAUACGACGGCGAAAAAUAUGACGCCACUCGAGAAAUCCCCUGUUGGUCAUCUCCGGCCAUGGCCUUGCCAACUGCCUGGGAGCCAGUCCUCCUUAUGGAUCCACUGCCCGACUCGGUCGAACUUACUGCUGGGUUUAGUGAGCCUGUCCGGAGGACUGAAGUCAUUCAGCCCAUCCAGAAGGUUGUUACACCUUCGGGCAAGAUAAUACUUGAUUUUGGUCAGAACUUAGUCGGCUAUGUCAGACUUAAGAAUAUCAAAGGCCCUCGCGGUCACAUCGUAAGGUUGUCGCAUGCGGAAGUCCUAGAACAUAAAGAGCUGGGAGCCAGGCCACUCCGCAUCUGCCAGGCGAUCGAUGAGUAUACACUGAAGGGAGACUGUCAAGGAGAGCAUUACGAGCCCCGGUUCACGUUCCACGGAUUUCGGUACGUGCAGAUUGAUGGAUGGAGAGGGGACUUGGACUUGGAGACAUCUGUGGAAGCCGUUGUCUGCCAUACAGAUAUGAAGCAAGUCGGUACAUUCUCAUGCUCUGAGUCGCUUUUGAAUCAGCUUUACAAGAAUGUCUGCUGGGGUAUGAGAGGCAAUUUCCUGUCGGUGCCGACCGACUGCCCUCAACGUGAUGAACGGCUUGGUUGGUCUGGGGACCUGGCGUUGUUUGCCCCGACGGCAACCCUAAUUUACGACUGCUUCAAUAUGCUUCGGAACUGGCUAGUUGACGUAGAAUAUGAUCAAAAUAUUCUAGGAGGGGUUCCGGCGAUGGUGACUCCCAAUGCCACACUCCCAGAUCCAAUAUGGUGCAGGCGUAUACCAUGCGCUAUUUGGCAUGACGUUACUAUCCUGGCACCAUGGGCUCUUUAUGAGGAAACAGGAGACGAGAGUAUAUUGGUGCAACAGUACGCGAGUAUGAUGACUUGGCUGAAGCGGUUGCCCCGAAACCAAACUGGUUCGACUCACCUGUGGGAUACAACCAUUUUCCAACUCGGUGUGCGUAUAGUAGUUCGGCGCUUCCAGCUACAAGAAUGGCUUGCUGACUAUUUACUAUAG
Molecule: messenger RNA, 1836 nt
Organism: Aspergillus oryzae RIB40
Lineage: Eukaryota; Fungi; Ascomycota; Eurotiomycetes; Eurotiales; Aspergillaceae
Product: alpha-L-rhamnosidase
Exons: 1
Coding region: 1-1836 (611 amino acids)
Biological process (GO): carbohydrate metabolic process
Source: RefSeq, a predicted model, not a curated record